AUGUCUAAGCCAGGCGCCACUGCUAUGACAGCAAUCAUGACUUCGCUGUCCAUCUUCUGUGGCAUGACGAACAUGGCUACUGCUUCAAGACAGCUCUUCGCAUUUGCCCGAGAUAACGGCCUUCCUUUCGGCACAUUCUUCCAAAAGGUUCCAAUUGGGUGGGAUAUUCCACUCAAUGCCAUCAUUUUCACUGUCAUAGUGAGUUCGCUGCUCUCUCUUAUCAACAUCGGUAGUACGAUUGCGUUCAACCAAAUCACCUCCCUUGGCCUUUGUGCGCUGUUAUCCAGUUACAUUGUUUCCAUCUCCUGUAUGGCUCUCAAGAGGAUACGCGGCGAAAAACUGCUUCCCUCGCAUUUCCGCAUGGGUUCUCUUGGCCUGCCCAUUAACCUGCUCUCCAUUGCCUUCCUGGUGCUGGCAUAUAUUUUCUGCUUCUUCCCGCCAGCACCAAAGCCGGCGCUAGAUGCGAUGAACUGGAGUGUCGUUAUUUACUUUGGAGUGUUGUUAUUUAGUCUGAUAUACUUUGCCUUCCGAGGGAGACAUAAGUAUGUUGGGCCCGUGGAGUAUGUGAGAAAAAGCGCUUGA
Trichophyton rubrum CBS 118892 is the source of this 582-nucleotide messenger RNA. RefSeq lists its product as uncharacterized. Bases 1 to 582 code for a protein of 193 amino acids. The record is from RefSeq and is a predicted model, not a curated record. NCBI's taxonomy places the organism in Eukaryota, Fungi, Ascomycota, Eurotiomycetes, Onygenales, Arthrodermataceae. Gene Ontology annotation, cellular component: membrane. The transcript has 2 exons. Gene Ontology annotation, molecular function: transmembrane transporter activity. Gene Ontology annotation, biological process: transmembrane transport.